AAAGAAUUUGCCCUCUGCCUCUCUAUUUAGAGAAUUUUGGAAUGCCCAUCUUCUGGUCAGUGGGGUUCUGAGAUUUGUAGGAGUAGGAGUCUUUUUUUCAGUUCACACAGAUUUAGAAGAGAGCCCCUGCACUGAGAGAGUGUGCAGUGCACUGGAGUGAGGGUUAAGGCUGAAGGAUUCGGUUGCUAUAAACGACAGGAGGUGCUUGGCGCUCCUUGUUUUGAGACACAAGGCAGGAUAUGCAGCAGUAGCGUUGGACUCGCAUUGAGAAGUUUUCUUGUCCUGAGCAAAGUUCUAGAACGCGUUCUGAGAAACAGUUCGUUUUGGAAGGACACAUCAACAACAGGUUUCAGCAAGUACUGCAUGAUUUUGGCAUAAUGACUGCAGAAGAUUCCAAUACUAUGAUGAGCAACGAUUCGUCCAACAUGGCUGCAUCUAAGAUUCCAGAAGGCAUUUCUGGAGCGCCCAAUGAAGCUGCACUGUUUGCACUUAUGGAACGUACUGGUUAUACCAUGGUCCAGGAAAAUGGUCAAAGAAAAUAUGGAGGUCCGCCACCAGGCUGGGAAGGCCUUCAUCCUCCUCGUGGCUGUGAGGUCUUUGUGGGCAAAAUACCCCGUGACGUGUAUGAAGAUGAAUUGGUUCCUGUCUUUGAAACUGCUGGCAGGAUCUAUGAAAUGCGUCUAAUGAUGGACUUUGAUGGAAAGAACCGUGGCUAUGCUUUUGUUAUGUAUACACACAAGCAUGAAGCCAAAAGAGCUGUCAGAGACCUAAACAAUUAUGAAAUAAGGCCAGGUCGACUUCUAGGUGUUUGCUGUAGUGUAGAUAACUGUAGACUCUUUAUUGGUGGAAUUCCAAAGAUGAAGAAGAGAGAAGAGAUUCUAGAGGAGAUCUCUAAAGUUACAGAAGGGGUUCUAGAUGUGAUAGUCUACGCUAGUGCUGCAGAUAAGAUGAAAAAUCGAGGUUUUGCCUUCGUAGAGUAUGAAAGCCACAGGGCAGCAGCUAUGGCUAGACGAAAACUAAUGCCAGGAAGAAUCCAGCUCUGGGGUCAUCAGAUUGCAGUUGACUGGGCAGAGCCAGAAAUCGAUGUAGAUGAAGAUGUGAUGGAGACCGUUAAAAUCCUUUACGUCAGAAACCUAAUGAUUGAAACAUCUGAGGAUACAAUUAAAAAGAUCUUUGGACAGUUCAAUCCAGGGAGUGUUGAAAGAGUUAAAAAAAUCCGUGAUUAUGCGUUUGUGCAUUUCACCAACCGGGAAGAUGCUGUACAGGCCAUGAGAAAUCUCAAUGGGAUGGAAAUAGAAGGUUCAGCUAUAGAAGUCACUUUAGCCAAGCCUGUAGAUAAGGAACAGUAUACGCGUUACCAGAAAGCUGCGAAAGGAGGUGCCCCAGCCACCACCGCCACACCGACCACCGAAGUAGCCCAGCCUAACUAUGUUUACUCUUGCGAUCCUUACACAUUAGCAUAUUAUGGAUAUCCAUACAAUGCACUGAUUGGUCCAAACAGGGAUUACUUCGUCAAAGCAAUGACACAAAUGCAAACUGUGAGUAAGCCAUUACACCCCAGCGGCGUAUACUCUGACGACUGUAGAGCAAAUGGCACAAAAUCCGAUAGAUCAGGCAGCAUAAGAGGCAGAGGGCGAGGUGCAGCUGGAAACAGAGCCCCUGGUCCCAGGGGAACCUACCUGGGGGGAUAUUCGGCAGGUCGUGGCAUAUAUAGCAGAUAUCAUGAAGGGAAGGGUAAACAGCAAGAAAAAGGCUUUGAACUUAUGCCCAACUUGGAAUUAUCUACAGUCAAUCCAGUUGCUCUAAAACCUGGUGCAGUGGCAAUCCCUACCAUUGGCACACAGUACUCCAUGUUUCAGGCAGCUUCAGCUGCCAAGCUCAUAGAAGAAGGCAAACUCCAUGGCAUGGAACAUAUGAUUAAUCCUAUCGCGGUCCAAACCGAUCCAACAGGUGCAGCAGCUGCUGCAGCCGUCGCCGUGAUGCCAUCUGUCUCAACACCUCCACCAUUUCAGGGCCGUCCUAUGACGCCAGUAUAUACCAUGGCAACAAAUAUGCAAAGGAUUCCAACCACAGGGAUUUAUGGUGCAAGCUACGUCCCAAUCGCAGCUCCUGCCAAUGCUACUCUAGCCACACUACAGAAGAAUGCAGCGGCCGCAGCAGCGAUGUACGGAGGAUAUGCUGGCUAUAUACCUCAGGCUUUUCCAGCAGCCUUCCAGGUUCCAUUGCAUGACCUCUAUCAAACAUACUAAGACUAUCAUCUCAAAAGUGGAGUACAACACUGAAGGAACUCUCAAAUAUUUAUGAAGAAAGAACCUUAGAUAUAUUCUCAAAAGAAUAUUUUACACAUGUGAAGCUUUUUGUUUUUUUUGUUUUUUUCAAAAAAAAAAAAAAAAGAAACUUUUUAAGGCAGUUUUUAAAGUUGACAUAUCUAUAUCUAUAUAAAUAUAUAUAUAUAUAUAUACACCAAUGUUCAUACAUUUCUGUUUUUACUUUUUAUGCUUAUAGCUUUGAUAUUCUUCUGACCAUAUACAUUUUAUAUUAUAUGGUUUGGUUGCUUUUUUAAAAAAAACAUUUUAUUUUAGCAACAUACUUGGUAUGAAGGUGUGUAUUUUUAUAGUAAGUUCUAGAGAUAUAUAUCCUAUAUUAGUACAAGUACACCAACAGCUAGAUGUCUAGAAAGAGUGUAAAGUAAGGAAUAUAUUUCAUAUUUAAGAGAAAACGUCGAAAUAUUAAGUUUUUGGAAAGGUACCUUAUUUAUAAAGUUGUAUUGGAAAUUCCUGGGGAUAACUAGGAAAAGUAUGCAGUUUCAGCUUGAAUUCACAAAGGUUGUGUCCUGUAGCGAUGCAUUUAAUUAAGACUGAAAAAAAAUAUUGAAAAAGAAAAAGAAAAAGGACAUAUAUAACUUUAAGAAAGCCAGUAAGCGUUCACAGUUCUUUUGGUUUUACCAUUGGCUAUUUUGAGUCAUACAAUGUGUAUACAAUUUAUCUUGCCAUAUAGAACAACUGGCAGGGUAUCAUGGGAAAUCUAGUCAACAGCUACAGUUCCAUAUGAUGUUGCUUCAGAAUAUAAGCCGGUUGCUAAUUAUAUAUGAUAACAGCAUCUACGUUUGGGGAAAAAAAAUGUAUGUGCUUGUUACGUUGAACUUAAAAGUGUUUUUCAAUUAUGUUUUUUUUUUUUUAUUGAAACACUCCCUAUUUACCAGCUUUUAUAAAGCAGGCCCCAUAGAAUGGCAUAUAUAUUUUGUUAUUUUUAAUGGGUGUACGGGGAUGGGGAGGGGGGGUUCUUCUAAUUUCCGUGUCUCUGAAUAAACCUUUUUAUAGCCUAUGUAUAUGCUGGUAUUUAAAAAAAAAAAAUGUCAUUAAUGUAAAUGUGAUAUAUGAAGGUUACCAAACAGUUAUAUAUUUAUAUAUUACGCUUCCAUCAUACUGCUCGGAAUGUGAACAGAAUCACAGGGUUAUUUACCAAGUGAUUUGAAAGUGAAUUUCAAAUUUAAGACCAAAGCAGCCGAACUAAAAGCAUUGCUGACUUGGAGAAUUUGUCCAGUUUGACUAAUUUGACCUUAAAUUUUUAAAUUCUCUCUGCAUUCACUAUGAAUUCCCACUACAGUGAAUAGCCCUGCCCGUUGUCGUGGAUUUUUUUACACUUUAUCUGUUGUCUAGCCCAGCUCUUAUGUUCUAAAAUGUGCAAUUAAUUCCACUGUUAGCUCUCCCUAGUUCCUUUUUUAAAACAUCAGUGGGAUUCUUCAGAGAAGAACAUCUAAAUUUUUGUCCGUAACUUUUACAAUAUGUUGCUUGUUCCCCCAAACUUUAGAGACUUAUUAAGAGCCAGGUGAUAAUAAUUAUCGAAACGAAUAUGGUAUUAUGUGAAAAGAAUAGUUAUAAGGGGUUUUAAUGACAUGGCUUAUACUUUCAUGUUUUCAUCACACGGAACAAAAUAACGAACACCCCGGCAUGUAUUUCACAGACAAAGAACUGCACUACAAGUAUACACUGAUACAAAGAGGAGUAUGUAUAACAAUUCUUUGUCCUCUAAUAGAUAUGGACCGACCGGUGUGUGCCCUCAUCUGUUUGCUAAAUUCUCUCUGUGGAAUCCACCUAAAAUAAUGUUAAUAUUAUUUCAUUAUUUUGUUACAUCAUGGGCUAUUGCAAGAGAUUCAGUUGUGUUUGGGAAAGGUUACAGAUUUGUCACACUUGAGAUGGAAAAACAAAAUAAGUGAGUUUUAACAGUUUUUGUACGAGGAGUUUGAAUACCUUCUGGCUGUUGUCAGGUGGAAUGAUAUAACAUUUCGUGUUUGUGAAAUGCUAGUUCUGUUUAAAUGUUACUGGUGCUAGAAUUCUGAAUUAGACAGAGAAUCAGACAAUCGUUUUUGCCAGUUCCACUAAAGGUGUGUCUUGAGGCUUGGAAUAUUGUGGAGCCGAUCCCUUUGUAACUCAGUUACUAGAUUUUCAGGAAUCUUGAGGAUUCUUUCAUUUUUCUCCCAGUCUUUUUAAUGACAUCUUGCACCCUACACAGCGUGGUUUACCUGCAUCAACCUCCCUACAGUAAUCUAGUCACAUACCAUGUGUAGCGUAACUGCCAAACCCUGCCAAAUGCAUUACAUCUGAAUUUCCAUUUAACACAAAUAAUUACAUUUUGUUUAAUUAAGUGGAAAAUCUGCGGGAGAAAGUUUUCUUGGUGUGGUGUUUUUUUUUUUCUUUUAUUUGUGUACUGGUGGUGGUUGCGACGUGGGAGGUUUAUUCUGGCUGCACACUUUCCUUUUCUAUCAGUUUUGAUUUAGUGAUUGACACCCAGGGACUCCAGGUUGUCACAUGGGGCCCGAGUCAGGAUACAAUUUAAAGGGCCCCUGUUUAUUCUUCACAUAUGGAUGGUAAAUUGUGUCAAGCAAAUUCAUGGUUCUGGGGACCCUGUGUAACCUCAGAGGCCCUAGGCGGCUGCCUAUGGUCGCCUUACAGUUAAUCCUGCUUUGCCUUCCAGCAGUAAGGCAGCUGGAGAGAUAUGCACCAGGCAACUUGCACAAUGUGCUCCACAUAUCUGCCAUUGAUAUUAUAUCAUAUCUGCUUGUUGCUCUUCUGAAUCACCUGCAAGCUAUCAGGAACUGCAUUUCCCACAAUUUUUCUUUCUUGCUCUCGUGUCACCAUUUAAAGGAAGGGGAGCCCCCAGUGGUGGAGGGGAUUUAAAUGAUUUCUAUGCACAUAUUCAUCACCCACAUUUAUGCAUCUGGUAGCAGGAAUACAUAACAGAUGCUGCAAAUGGUAUCCCCAUCACCGCCUUGUUGAACCAAGAUGACCAAUGAUUUGUUAUUGGGUUCUGCAGUCCAGCUAGCCAGAGAACAGCAAAAUGAACCAUAACUGGGAACACUCGCCAGUGCAGGACUGUGAACUUAGAGGUUAAUUGUCCAUAACCGGGCACUCAAGUGUGCCAUCUACCCAGAGAUAUUUGCUGACUAAUUGAGAUGGUUUAUGAAGGACUCGUGAUUUUGUAAUAAUUAACCACAUUUUUUUUUUUUCCUUAAGGUUCUUGACAGCCUGAACUGACAUGAGGUUCACAUUCUUUUCUGCUUUUGCUUUGAUGGUUGCUGUUUUCGCAUAGUUUGUAUAUUGGUAGAAUACUAGAAAUUAACUUGUUUUGUUUUUUUGUGGCCAAUAGGUUGAAGGGGCAAUAAGAUUGCUGAGCAAUACAUUGCAGUGCCUUUUAUUUUUUAAAGUUGGUAAGAAGUCUGUCAGUUUGUAAAUAGAUUUCAAAAUAUUUCUUUUAUUCUUUAUUUAGGAAACGCAUGUAGUCUGCUACAAAGGCAGAACCAAUUUAUUUCAUUGUUUAAAAAAAAAAAAGAAAAAAGACAAAUAUAGGUUUAUGUUGGUGAGUAAAGAUAUAUAUAUAUAUUAUUGUUGCAGUGUUUUUUUUUGUGGCCUGUUUAAAGGCUUUUAGAACAAUGUUAUUAUAUUUUAUGUGAUGCAGCAUUUUUCAUUAUCAAUGUCCUUCUUUCACAUUAGUAAAAUGUCUGGUCGUGCCAUAAUGCUGUAGUUUAGACAACGGAUAUACUAUAGUUAUAACUUUUUUUUGGUUGUUUCUUGUUUGUUUUUUUAUUUAUUUUUUUCUCUCCAUGUGCUUUCUGGAGGUUUUAGUUUUUAUGGUGGCAUUAACUCAAACUGGAUUUCUUAUGCUUUUGUAGCAAGCCUCCAUUUUUUAUUAUCUAUUUGUAUCUUUUUAACCUAGUGCUGUGAUACUCCUACCAUUAUGGGUUGCUGACACACCAGAUAUCUAUUAUCAUUCUCAGGGGCACAACAAUGUGGUUGACAGCUCUAUACAAGCAUAUAUUUGGGGGUAUCGCUAUUGCCUUAUUGUUCUAUUUAUUCCUCAGGGGUGGAAAGGUCUUUAAAUAAUCCUUAGUGGUCCACAUUUAGGUGCAUGAGCCACAAAUCAUUAUUCUGCUCUUUCUAACUGCAGUUAAAUGGAGCUCACAUAUGAUAUGUUAUUAUUACCUGUCUGAAAUAUAGUACAUACACAGAGGAAGCAGGCAAGCGACAUGAGCCAUCAGGCCGCAGAUGCCCUCUGUGCUAAACCACAAGGUUAGAGUAGGGUUAAACUGGAUACGCUGCCACCAUAACCAUUGGUACCCCGAUGGCUGAUAAUAAACUGUAUCCGUUGCUUGACUAGAGAAUUCUUGAAACCCCAGUAGGAUUAAUGCAUUCCUAGACUUUAACACUCCUAUUAUAGAAUAUUUACUUAUUAUCAGUUGGUGUAAAUAAAACCUCUCCAUUAGCCAGUAUCUCAAUGUGCAAUGCAUCCUGUAUUUUACUACGUGCUGCUAAGCAUCAACAAUGCCUGAGUAGCACAGGUCUGGGUGAAAAUAGAUAAUGGCAAGCCUCAAAAAACCUUACGUAUCAUGCUCAACGUUAUUUUUAGGGAAGAAUUGAAGGAUCUCAUUGUGCAGUGUGUGAUAGGGAAUAGAAAGGGAAAAUAAUUGGCAAUUUGUAUCACAAACCAUGUAUUUUAUUGUUUUAAAUGUAUGUAUUUUUAACUACUGAUGAACUUCUGAGCUCAAAUGAAAGGGUUGUAAAAGGUUAUUUCUUGAAAGUAUAUUGACUAUAGAUCACUGAAGUGCUGAACUCCCAAGAGUCUUCAAAUUUGGAAAACCCAUUGGCCUUAACAGUGGAUGCACAGCAGGGUGACCACUACUGUGAGAUCCAAACUAUUCUGACUUUUUUUUAACUGGGCAGUUUUUCUACUGUUGAAUUUAUGACAAAAUAUUUGACAUCUAACUGCUGGCAAAUUUUAUAUUUUCUGGCGAAUUGCAAAAUGAGCCACUUGCAACUAUGACGUUUGUGAAUAUUUUUUUUAAAUCAUAGUUCUGCUGAAUAAACUUAAACAGAGGUUAACUAGGUUUGCAGAUAAACUUUCGGAUACUUUUCGUUUUGUAUAACAAUAGCCCUAUACAGUAAUCGGGGGUGGCCAAAAGAUGGACCUCGAGACUGACAAAACAUCUGAGACUUGUAUUUCUGCAACUGCUGGGAGACCCCUUUUUUCGGGUAUUCCUACAAUAGUGGUCACACGUGUUGACAAAAGUUAAUAGGCAACAGUUUUUAGAAGACGGUAACCUACCCUGCUUAGAAUGCUGGUUUUGUAGAAUAUCCUAAGGAAUAUAUUAUGUUUUCUUUCCGAGAUACAGGAUUGGCUGAGUUUUACAUUCACAUAAGUGUCUAUCUACAGGAUUUUUGUGUUGUCAUCAAACAUAGAAAAAAAAGCAUUCUAUAAUAUUACCUGAUUUUUCCCUUAAAAUAAACUACUUAAACUGGAAGCAUGCAUUAAUUAAAAUGCAGCCUUUUUUGUAAUGUUUGAACCAUGUUAAAUAUAGCACUAGUUAUUUAAAUCCCUAAGGACUGGAACUGUCACAUGUAUGAACAAAGAGAUGUCCCCUGAGCUUUGUAUAUCUGUGAUAAUUGUAUUAUUUAUUAAGUGUAAUUCCUGGUAAAUGUUUUUGCAUAGAUGCCAUUUUUAGGAACGCAGAUAUUAUAACACCAACAAUUCAAAUGUGUGUUGAAAAGUGUGCUUUCUAUUUAAUGAAGACAUGCCAAAUUCUUAGUUCUUGGUCCUUCAAGAAUAAAUAACUUUCUUUUCCCCCUGGGAUAAAUGUUAGGGGGAUUUUGGUUCAAAGUGUCUUUUUAUUUACUCUAAAACCAUUUCAUACACACUACUGAGGUAAGGUUUAACUUGAAAUGUGAGCUUUUUUUUAAAGCUUAAGAACAAAAAUGCACAAAAUUGGGGCUAAACUGUAACAUGCCUUUUACUAUUGAUGGGUUGAAUGUUAGUUUCUUUUAAUAGCUUUUAGAAACGUUUUCUUGUGGAACCUGUUUAAAGUUCAAUGUGAGCUUAUUUCUAUAUUUGCGAUAUAUAUUUUUAGCUUGUAGUAAAAUAAAACAUUCUUUAAAAGCC
Messenger RNA from Pelobates fuscus (common spadefoot toad), 8430 nucleotides. It is a transcript of the gene RBM47, whose product is annotated as RNA binding motif protein 47. Gene Ontology annotation, cellular component: nucleus. Bases 378 to 2249 code for a protein of 623 amino acids. Gene Ontology annotation, molecular function: mRNA binding. The transcript is spliced from 7 exons. The record is from RefSeq and is a predicted model, not a curated record. NCBI's taxonomy places the organism in Eukaryota, Metazoa, Chordata, Amphibia, Anura, Pelobatidae.